GUUAUAUAAAUGUACGGAACAAAACAAAGCUACCGUCUCUUACUAAUAAUAUUAGAUAUUUUUUUUUAUAAUAUAUGAUUUGACAAGGGUAGGAUAUGAUUCGAAUUUGAGAUGGAACACUUUUUGCACAUACCCAUUUACCAGUUGAACCAACCAUUCUUGGAUAUUUUGAGUGGAAGGAAAAAAUUUUGUAAGUAGAUAUAGAAAAAAAAACAUUAACUUUCCAAUAAAACCAUCUUGUUUUGUCGUUUAACGAAAAUUACUAAUCUAUUGAAAUGGUUGAUUGAGAAGCAAUAAGGUCUUUAUCCAUAUUAUGAGAUAAACCAGAUGAAUUGAUCGAGUAUUAGGCCUUUUUAACCUCGAAAUCGGAGUUUCGAAUCUUUUUAGGCUUCUCACUUGUGAACCUGUAAAUUCUAGAUAAUUUAUACUGGUUUAUAUCUUUAAUUUUAAUGUUGUUUGUAAAAUUAUUAAUGGCUACGGAUUUCCUUUGGGAUUUGACCAAUUGGCCACAGGCAAUAAUGACUCAACAUAACUACUAAGCCAUAAUACUACGAGAUAGGUCUCAAAGAUAAAUUAGUACUAACCUUUUUCAUUAUCCCCACCUUCCAUGGCGGCUUCUCUCUCUCUCCCCCUCUCCCCCAUUCUGCCUCCUCCUUCCACGAAACUUCAAUUUUUCCCUGAAAAAAAAGGAUACAAACAAAAGGACAAGAUCAGAUCUCGCUAUAAAUCAGCAUCUCUCCUUUGUUCACAUGCAUUUUAGCAAAAUAUUACGGCAGAAAAGUAACCGGAGUCAGUCACCCUUCUCUUGCGUUCUUCAGCUGCUGGCAAAGUAACUCAGCUUUCUUCUUUUCUUCUUUCCCCUUUCAACAUUUCUGAGGGUUUUCUUCCGCCAUGGAUGCCCUUCUUGAAGUAUCGUUCGAUGGGUUCAGAUUCGAGAACGGAUCGGGGACUCGCUGCAAACCCAGAAACCCUCAGGAUUCCAUAAGAAACUCUUUCGUGUCUUUGCCCAGACCCGAACACGAAAACCCUCCGUCUGGUGACUCGCCUGCGUGUUCGGAUGACUUUGCUGUUCUCAAGUACAUCAACGACAUGUUGAUGGAAGAAGAUCUCGAAGGGCGGUCUUGCGUGUCGCAGGACAGUUUGGCCUUACAAGCUGCCGAGAGAUCCUUCUAUGAAGUCCUCCACGAUCAAUCUUCACUGUCCGGUCAGAACUCCAACGACCAAUCAGAAGAUCUCACCAGAAACCUCAGCACGACAACAGGUAGCAGCUCACAUCGACCGGCUUCAGACUUUACCGGGUCGCCUGAAAACACAGAUUCCGAAAGUGCUCUGUUCGGGGAAUCACAAAGAAGGUACCGUCCAAGGGAUGAUGAUGAUACCCUUGAAAGUGGCCGAACAAAGAAGCAACCUGCGAUCUGGUUUGACACGGAUCUGCCAGAAAAGUUUGAGGACUUACUGUUGAUAUGCACAGGCCACGACCAAGAAGCAUCAAACCCGAGUCACCAUAACAGAUCCGGACGAGCAAAGGGCUCAUCAAACCGCUCCCGAACACGAAACCCUGAACCCGUCGAUAUCCGUAGUCUACUGAUGCAGUGUGCGCAAGCUGUGGCAAGUUUUGACCACAGAACAGCGACUGAGAAACUGAAAGAGAUAAGAUCCCACUCUGCUAGGAACGGCAAUGGAACUCAGAGAUUGGCAUUUCACUUCGCGGAAGGGCUUCAGGCACGUAUCGCGGGAACCCAGUCGCCACCAGUGUUUUAUCCGCUUCCAUGUGACAGAACAUCAAUGGUGGAUAUCUUGAACGCGUACAAGGUGUUCGUUCAGGCUUGUCCCGUCAACAAAAUGUCUUAUUACGUUGCAAACAAGGCAAUCUUCGAUCUUGCAUCGAAAGCAUCCAGGCUUCACAUAAUCGAUUUCGGGAUUCUCUAUGGCUUCCAAUGGCCUUGUCUGAUACAAGCCCUGUCAAACCGACCAGGUGGACCACCACUACUCCGGAUUACGGGAAUCGAGUUACCACAGCCCGGAUUCCGCCCGUCAGAGCGGGUGGAGGAGACGGGUGGGCGUCUGAAAAGAUUCUGUGAUAGGUUCAAUGUCCCAUUCGAGUACAACUUCAUAGCGAAGAAGUGGGAAACCAUCAGUCUUGAAGAACUGGAGAUCCAUCCGGAAGAGACAACUGUUGUCAAUUGCCUGUACCGGCUCCGUUACACCCCAGACGAGACCGUGUCCAUGAACCCUCCAAGAGACAUGGUUCUAAAGCUAUUCAGAGAUAUCAAUCCUAACCUCUUUGUUUUCGCCGAGGUUAACGGGAUGUAUAAUUCUCCCUUCUUUGUGACGAGGUUUCGAGAAGCGCUCUUCCAUUUCUCAUCCCUCUUCGACAUGUUUGAGGCCACAACUAGAGCAGAGGAUGAACACAGGACAUUGCUGGAGAAGGAGCUAUUCGUGAGGGAUGCCGUGAAUGUGAUUGCCUCCGAAGGGGUAGAGCGGGUUGACAGGCCUGAAACUUACAAGCAGUGGCAGGUUAGAACAACGAGAGCCGGCUUUAGGCCCAUCAAACUAAACAAAGAGAUUACAAAGGAAGCUAAGGAGAUGGUGAGAAAAGGUUACCAUAGAGACUUUGUGAUCGACGACGAUAGCCACUGGCUGUUUCAGGGCUGGAAAGGAAGAGUACUCUAUGCUCUUUCUUGCUGGAAACCAGCAGAGAAGUAGCAAAAAUCAAUCCUGUAAUCACUAGAGAUAAGAGGGUUUUAUGAAUUGUCAGCUUUGUUUUUUUUUUUCCUCACAUGAUUCCUGCACACAUUCUUCUGGGUUUUCCUCCCA
Tarenaya hassleriana is the source of this 2817-nucleotide messenger RNA. RefSeq names its product scarecrow-like protein 30. Lineage: Eukaryota; Viridiplantae; Streptophyta; Magnoliopsida; Brassicales; Cleomaceae. The transcript has a single exon. The record is from RefSeq and is a predicted model, not a curated record. Gene Ontology annotation, cellular component: nucleus. Gene Ontology annotation, molecular function: sequence-specific DNA binding; DNA-binding transcription factor activity. Bases 892 to 2706 code for a protein of 604 amino acids. Gene Ontology annotation, biological process: regulation of DNA-templated transcription.